UUUUUGAUAAACAUUUAGACAAUGAACAAAAGCCCUGGUUGUGCUGAGGGAAAAUUAUGCAUCAAACAAGACUGGAACUAGAUCUGAGGAUGAGGAAACCUUUGUAAACUUCACCCCCAGGACCAGUCAGUGAGCUGUUAACUAUCAGCAGUAACGGUGGGGUCGGUUAGGUGCCUGGGAGGUCACGGAGGGCGUGGAGCUGGAUGCAUGAGACGGCUUCAUGGGCCUGAAGGACCAUCUGGAGGAUGGGACAGGCCACAUCCUCAGCCUGGAGCUGGAUCUGGACUACCUCCAUGUGGAAGGUGCUGAGCGGCAGGGUAGCCUGAGCGCUACAGCAGGUGCUGGGAAUAUAGGAGUCUUGCAGGUCAGAGCUGGUGUCCCGAGUAACAGUAUUGGUAGUAGUAGUAGUAGCACUAGUUUUAGUACUCAUUCAAACUAUAGCAGCAGCAGUAGUUGCAGUAACUUCUCUGAGGAGAGUGCCGUGUCCGACAGUGAAGAUGAACGACUCCAGAAUGGGUCUGGUUCUGAAUCUCAAAAUCCUCAUCAAGCUCAGCCUCACCUACACCACCAAGAGUCCUCCGUAGUCUGUCAGCCAGUCAGGCUGGACCUGACCCUAAACCAAUCCCCGGAAGACCCCACCCAGCCAGAAACAUCACCUCCUACUGACCCCGCCACAGACUGCCGCACCAAAGUGGAGUUUGCUCUCAAGCUAGGCUACUCUGAAGAGCUGGUACUGCUGGUGCUGAGGAAACUGGGUGCAGACGCACUCAUCAAUGACGUCCUGGGAGAGCUGGUCAAACUGGGAACCAAGACAGAGAUGGAGCAGCAAGGAGGUCCAACUGUCUCCCAGUCUCCCUCCACCUCUUUGUUAUCCUCUUUGGCCUGCUCUUCUUCCUCCUCCUCCUCCUCCUCCUCCUUCACCUCCUCUUUUGACGCCUGUCAGCUGCUGUGUCCGUCCCAGCUGCUGGAGGACAAAGAAAACCUUCGGCCUGUUGUGGUGGAUGGGAGUAAUGUAGCCAUGAGUCAUGGAAAUAAGGAAGUGUUCUCCUGUCAAGGCAUCCAGCUGGCUGUAGAUUGGUUCCUGGAGCGAGGUCACCGUGAUAUCACUGUGUUUGUUCCUGCCUGGAGAAAGGAGCAGUCGCGACCUGAUGCUCUCAUCACAGACCAAGAGAUCCUACGGCGACUAGAGAAAGAGAAGAUCCUGGUCUUCACUCCAUCUCGCCGUGUUCAGGGGCGCCGUGUGGUUUGUUAUGACGACCGCUUCAUCGUCAAACUGGCCUACGAAUCAGACGGCAUCAUUGUUUCCAAUGACAACUACCGUGAUCUGGCCAAUGAGAAGCCAGAGUGGAAGAAAUUCAUUGACGAGCGUCUGUUGAUGUACUCCUUUGUAAAUGACAAAUUCAUGCCACCAGAUGACCCACUGGGACGCCAUGGACCCAGUCUGGAGAACUUUCUGAGGAAGAGGCCUGUGAUUCCUGAACACAGGAAGCAGCCAUGUCCUUAUGGGAAGAAGUGCACAUAUGGCCACAAGUGCAAGUUUUACCACCCUGAACGGGGUAGUCAGCCCCAGCGUGCCGUGGCUGAUGAGCUCCGCGCCAGUGCCAAAAUUUCAUCAGCAGCUUCCAGAGGCCUGCAGGAAGAUGCCCUGAUGAUGAAGAGCCAAAGUUCUGGUCAAGGAAUGGCUGAGGCCGGGCCAAGUCGGGGCACUCCAAAGAAACAGACAAACCCCAGCCCUCGAAGCUCCUUCACUGACCUUCUGGACGACAGGUUUCGGGUCCAGUCCAAAGCGGAAGGACGUAGGGGAAGCAACAGCAGCAGCAGCAGCAGCUGUAGCAGCAGCUUUCUAGGGCAUCCUGCUCCAGGGGGGCCCCCUUCAUCAGGCCUGGACAGAUGGGAACACCCUGGGAGUAGCAGUGGGGGAAGUUUCAAGGUUGCUGGGGCCUCAGGACCAAGCCAGGCUGACACUUAUCACAGAUGCAGGUCUCCAGAGCUGGGCUACAGUUCGCUUGCAAAGGCCUACUCGAGCCUCAGUCUGGUAGUGCCACAGAGUCCUGAAUGCUUCUUUCCGGCUGACCUGCGAGCUGGAUCACUGCCGUCAGACUGUAGCAGUGAAGGCAGUGUCAGCUCAGACUCUUUCUCCCCUGACCCCCUGUUAGAUGAUGGUCCCAAGUGCCACCAUCACCACCACCAACACCCUCUUCACCAUCAUCACUGCUCUGGCCAGUACACCCAUCAUGCAAGUCGUGUUCCACCUGGACUGAGCCAGCAUGCUCCUCAUGGCUAUCCCGGUCCUCAAGCAAUGCAGAGACAGCCUGGUUUUGGCCUGGAAGUCCCUUCAUCUUCUGUUACCUCACAUGCAUCUCCACAUCCUUUCAAAACCCCUCCAGCCUACAUCCCACCCCACCUUCAGCAUCCAUCGCUGAGCAGUUUCCCAGGGGAAUUUCCAGCUCGUCCACAAUGCCCACCCCAAACAUCCCCUGCUCAUUCCCUCUCUCAGAGCUCCCCCCUUGGCAGCAAUCUGAUGGGCUCCCUUUGGAAGGAAGGCGGGCUCCAGGACUCCCGAGUGUACGAAGGGUCACCACUUCAUUCCAGAAGAAACUACUCUGGGCUAAACCAACAACCACUGCAUCAGAUAAACUGGGACCCCCAUUACCAGCAGUCCUCUAAGCCUCGCUAUGAUCUGUUUACCUUCCAGAGCCAUCCAGAAAUCCGUGAGAAGGAUCAGCACUCUCUCUGGGGCAGGCAAGCCCAUUCAUCACCUCGUGGCCUUUCGACAUCGAGUCUUCCACCAGUCCCACAGCUGCCCCUUCCAUCCAUCAAUUCCCACAACAGCCACCUGCCCCCAGUGCUCCAGCACCAGGAGCCCUCUGCCUUGGGUCGAUACCAGGACCUUAGAGAGAGGAUGUUUGUUAACUUGUGCAGCAUCUUCCCUCCAGAUUUGGUGAGAACAGUGAUGACCAGAAACCCUCAUGUGAUGGAUGCUCAGGAGCUUGCAGCUGCAAUUUUGAUGGAGAAAUCGCAGCACAGGCCUUGA
Toxotes jaculatrix (banded archerfish) is the source of this 3034-nucleotide messenger RNA. Its product is annotated as probable ribonuclease ZC3H12C. The coding region runs from base 221 to 3034 and encodes 937 amino acids. Gene Ontology annotation, cellular component: nucleus; cytoplasmic ribonucleoprotein granule. Lineage: Eukaryota; Metazoa; Chordata; Actinopteri; Toxotidae. The transcript has 6 exons. Gene Ontology annotation, molecular function: mRNA binding; RNA endonuclease activity; metal ion binding. The record is from RefSeq and is a predicted model, not a curated record.